Molecule: messenger RNA, 249 nt
Organism: Marmota flaviventris (yellow-bellied marmot)
Lineage: Eukaryota; Metazoa; Chordata; Mammalia; Rodentia; Sciuridae
Gene: Spint3
Product: serine peptidase inhibitor, Kunitz type 3
Molecular function (GO): serine-type endopeptidase inhibitor activity
Source: RefSeq, a predicted model, not a curated record
AUGGGCUUCCAGGCUUCUCUCUUACUUCUCCUGGUUCUCACCUGCCAAGAGCUUCAGACUCAGUCAGAAAAAGAUCCGAGCAUAUGCAAUCUGCCUCUGGAGAAGGGCUCCUGUCGCGCUGGCUUGUACAGAUGGUAUUACAAAAUGGAGGAAAACCAGUGUGAGCCAUUUCUCUACGGGGGCUGCGAAGGAAAUGACAACAGGUUUAGGGAGAAAAUUCUGUGUGAGGAAGCCUGCAAAACCACGUGA